This is a messenger RNA of Mercenaria mercenaria, 4474 nucleotides long. RefSeq names its product piggyBac transposable element-derived protein 4-like. The record is from RefSeq and is a predicted model, not a curated record. Bases 2943 to 3452 code for a protein of 169 amino acids. The transcript has 2 exons. Lineage: Eukaryota; Metazoa; Mollusca; Bivalvia; Venerida; Veneridae.
UGGAUUAACAUUCUGGUAGGCUUAUCAAUACAUGUACAAUUAUGUAAUGUGGUAUAGUCCUAAUCUUAUGUUCCUAGAUUAGUAGUGAGAGCUUCCUUCUGACUUUGCAUAAGCAUAAUACCUUGGUAAAGGUCAAAAAGUUAACAUUGGCCCCUGUGACCUUGACCUUUGACCUGGUGACCCCAAAGUCAGUAGGGGUCGUGUACUCAAUAAGUACUAUCAGCAGGUGAAGUUUGAAGGUCCUGGUUGCAGUGGUUCACGAAUAAAGUGCCUUCAUGCAAAAAGUUAACGUUGUGAUGAACGAACGAACGGAUGGACAGUUGAAAACUAAUAUGCCUCCCUUCGGGGGCAUAAAAAGUAUGAAAUUUUGUUAAGGUUAAAUAAAAUAUUGUUGUGACAAAUUAUAAGAGAAGUCAUUUAAAGCUUUUUCUAUUUUCAGCUCUAGUGGCCACCAAAAGGGGUGGGGUUCCCCCAUUUGAACAAAUCUGGGAUAAGACCAUAUAACAAUGCUAUAAACCAAAUCAAGCGGUUCAUGAGAAGAAAUUGUUUCAAAGCUUUCUAUUUAAGUGCCCCCAUUUGAAUAAACUUGGGAAAGGACCUCAUAAUGAUGCUACAGACCAAGUUUGAUGAGAUUCAUUAAGCAGUUCAUGAGAAUAGGUUGUUUAAAAGUUUUUCUAUUUCUAUUUUUAGCUCUAGUGGUCCCUAAAAUGGGCCAAGUGACCCCAUUUGAAUGAACUUGAAAGAGGACCUUAUAAUAAUGCUACAGACCAAGUUUGACAAGAGCUUGUGGAACAUGAUAUGCCCCCCUUGAUGCAUUCAGUAAUUGCACAAGGAACAGAAAUUAUAUGCUCACUGAACAAAACUGUUCUGGUUCAAUGUGACCUUGACCUUUGACCUACCGACCUCAAGAUCAUCUGCUGGUCAUGAUAAACCUCCCUAUUAAGUUUCGUGAUCCUAGGCCCAAGCGUCCUCAACGUACCGUCCGAAAAGGGUUUAACUGUUCCGGGUCAAUGAGACCUUGACCUUUGGCCUACUGAACUGAAAAUCUAUAGGGGUUAUCUACUGGUUAUGACCAACCUCCCUAUCAAGUUUCAUGAUCCUGGGCCCAAGCGUUCUCAAGUAACUGUCUGGAAACGGUUUAAAUGUUCUGGGUCAAUGUAAUCUUGACCUUUGACCUACUGACCUCAAAAUCAAUAGCAGUCAUAUGCUAGUCAUGAUGAACCUCUUUAGCAUCUUUCAUGACCCUUGGCCCAAGCGUUCUCAAGCUAUCGUCCAGAAACCAUUUAACUGUUUCUGGCCAAUGUGACCUUGAAUUCUGACCUAAUGAUCUCAAAAUCAACAAGGGUCAUCUGCUGGGCAUGACCAAUCUCCCUAUCAAUUUUCCUGAUCCUAGGCCCAAGCGUUGUUGAGUUAUUGCCCGGUUUUACUGUUCCAGAUCACUGUGACCUUGACCUUUGACUUACUGAUCUCGAAAUCAAUAGUGGUCAUCUGCUGGUGAUGACCAACGUUUAACUGUUCUGGGUCACUGUGACCUUGAUCUUUGAAAUACUGAUCUCAAAAUCAAUAGGGGUCAUCUGCUGGUCAUGAUCAACCUUCCUAUCAACUUUCAUGAUCCUAGGCCCAAGCGUUCUUGAGUUAUCCUUCGGAAACCACUUAACUGUUCAGGGUCACUGUGAGCUUAACCUUUGACAUACAUAUCUCAAAAUCAAUAGGGGUCAUCUGCUGGUGAUGACCAACCUCCCUAUCAACCUUCAAUGAUCCUAAGCCUAAGCGUUCUUGAGUUACCAUCCAGAAACAGAUUGGUCUACAUACCGACCGACAGACCAGCCAACCGACAGACCAACAGACAUCUGCAAAAAAAAAUACCCCUCCUUCGAAGGGGGGCAUAAUAAAGAUCCAUCAAGUGGUUCAUGAGAAGAAGUUGUUUAAAGGUUUUUCUGUUUUUAGCUCUACAUGGCGGCAAAGACGGAUUCAGCAGGCUGGUGGUAUCUAUGACUAUAUCAAAGCAACUGAAAUCGUUGCUAGACGCAAAGCAAAUGUACACAGUUCCAUCCAGAGUAAGGUGCAACCAUGGAACAGCUAGAAAACUGUAGAAGUUGCAACAUUCAUGGUCACUUACAGAGAGAAGGGGAACUUACCUGACAGGAAAAUGUGCCAAUAACCAGAGAAUAGAAAGAGUUUGAAGAGAUCUUUUUACCAGAUGCACCAACGUGUAUUUUGCAUUAUUUUACCAUCUUGAGACUGAAACUCUGUUAAAUCAAGAUAACUCAACUUAAGUAUGGCUUCAUUACAUUUUUGGACCCCCAUAUCCAAUGAGAUUUAGAAUUGUCUAUAAGACAGACCUUUUUACCAGAUGCACCAAUUUGUAUUAUGCAUUAUUUUACCAUCUUUGAAAAUUCCUCAGCAAUGGUGUGAUAUGUUUGGUAUUUUUUGUCAUUAAUAUCUUACUCAAUAUGCCACAUUUGACAACUAACACAUUCCACAAAUAAUUAAGUUGGUGUUUGCUGAACAAAUAUAUCAUCAGUAAUAACUAGAAUAAAAACUGCAGGGUCUGCAUGAGAUACAGGGACCACAGCAGAAGUGGAAGCAGAGAGAGCAAGCACAACAGAUAUACAAAAUUUGUCUAUAUAUAGAUGCAACAAAUUCUGUACCACAUCUUUACCACUUUAUCUUAAUUUCAUACACAGACCCUACCUACCAGCCUAACCACAUCAAAGUCCAGUACACAAGCGGCAGAGGAUAUAGCUGUCUAGAAGACUGCUCCUUCACUUGUUGCAUCAUGAAAUAAGAAAUUUUUCUAGCCAACUGGGAAAUGUUUUAGUCAAUUGGGGAAAAAAAAACUAUUUGCCAUUGGGAAUGGUACUUUUUACCAGAGAUGGAUAUAUAGGGAGAUAAAGCCCUGCCAGCUACAGCCCAUUUAUACUAAAUAUGACCGCAUUUGCAUGCUGUUAAAGAUCAAAUACAUCUUCCAGAUGGUACUGUCGAGCUUUUCUCUUUCAGAAGCAGAAACGUCUACAGUCGCUGUGCAGCCACCAAUGGCCAGAAAUGCUCAACAGUCUACAGACAGUACUGGUGAUCUGCAGCCUCCGACUCUCAGAGAUGAGGAAAUGGAAUCAGACAACACUGCUGAUUUCCGGGGACAGACAGGUCCAAGACUGCCAGAUAACUUCGAUGUUCUGACCGCCUCUGCUUUGGACUUCUUCUAUCUACUGUUCCAUCCAGCAAUGUUCGCAGAUAUGGCAUGGCACACAAACAAUUACGCUCGCUGGAAGGAAAUGCAGGACCAACCAGAUGACAAGUGGGCCGAAACAAAUGAAAAUGAAAUGAAGGCUUUCAUUGGAAACAAUGUUCUAAUGGGUAUCAACGCUUUGCCAGAACUGGACAUGUAUUGGUCAUCGAAUCCGUUAGCUGGUAACUCAGCAAUACAAAACAUAAUGACUUUCAGAACCUGACCGAGCUGCAGAACCUCCUCGUUGUAGCCAGAAUUUUGACCACCUGUAUCAAGUGAGACCUGUGCUUCAACAUGUGUCAGAAACAUUCCUUAUAUCUUACAAUCUUUCUCAGCAAGAAGCGGUAGAUGAUGCCAUGAUAAAGUUUACAGGGAAGCUAUCAUUCAGACAGUAUAUGCCUGCUGAGCCGAUAAAACGUGGAAUAAAGAUAUGGAUGUUGUGUGAUUCAAAUAGUGCGUAUCUGUCAAAAUUUGAGGUUUACUUGGGACAAAACACUUACAAUGGUGAAAAUGGACUAGGCUUUAGUGUUGUUAUGAAACUUUAAUUACGGACCAUCUUUGGCUUACACACAGACAUAUUUUUUCGGUAACUUUUUUACAAGUGUGCCGCUGAUGAAAAAGUUACUUGAUAAUGGACUUUAUGCUUGUGCAACUGUUAAUUUUAAAUAUUCAUCCACUGAAAUGUAGGUAUAAAUUUACUUGGGACGUGACUUUGGUACUUACAUUUCUAAAAACUUUAUACCCGCUGAAAUAGUUAUCGUUGAAAAUGUUGACACUUAAACUAACUGCCUUAAUUCCUCUUUCUUCUGCACCACAAGCCCAGACAAUGGUGUAAAUGAAUUUAGAUUUUGUAAAAUUUGUGUCUGAUGUAGUGACUUUAUUCCUCGCUCAUCCGUUUCGAAUAAUUAUAUAGUAAAAUUAGAAAAAUAUUCUGUGAAGUCAUUGUCCGUUGUACAUACACUGAAGUUCUAUGUUAAAGCAACUGUAUCCUUGAGGAAAUCUAGACAGUUAUUUGUGUCAUAUGUGUCUUUUAAAAAAGAUACAAGUAGUACCAUAGCCAGAUGGUUGAAAACAGUACUUAGUUUAUCUGGUGUCAAUGUUCAACUUUUCAAUGCUCACUCUUUUACACUUAGAGACCAUUCAUAAAACAGAACUGGCAGUCCAAAUUGCAUAAGCGUAUGACAAAGGUUCCAAAAACAGAAAACAGGCAUGGAAAGACAUUACUAAUCAAGGUGAUUUUGCCCA